Molecule: messenger RNA, 1018 nt
Organism: Aphanomyces astaci
Lineage: Eukaryota; Oomycota; Saprolegniomycetes; Saprolegniales; Verrucalvaceae
Exons: 1
Source: RefSeq, a predicted model, not a curated record
GGUUCUGGUAGUAUGAAUCGCCCGAUCUAUGUCGUGGACGAAGUGUCGCGGGCUGUGUGCUCGGUUGAGAAUGUGCGCGAAGCACAAAAGCUCUACCGAUACGAUCCCACGAACGUCGUCCCAGGCGUCGAGCUCCUCUACAGCCUCAGCCUUCCGCUUCCUAUUGUGAACAAGAUCAUCAAUUUUGUUGGUAUUUGGACCCGCAGAGUCGAAGAAUUGACUCACAGCAUCAACGGUCGUGCUGAUCUCGACACAGAAAUCCUUCAUCUUGUUGUGCCAUUCGAUUCUGCCAUUGACGGUGUCGUCCAAGUUCGUCCACCGGUGGAACUCGUGUUCGAUUGUGUGUCCCACGACCAAGGUUGGGCCACCGAAAACCCCGAACUGAAUCACACGUACCAAGGCUGUCACAGCUGGAUUGAGUUUGAAAUCCAAGAUGCUCACGGUGUUACAAUUGUGCCUCGCCGCGAUGUCUGCCGCAACUUUCGCGCCUCGUCGUCGUCUCGUCAUCACAUGCUCAUUGUCCGUGAUCGUGAUGUACUGGAGAAUGUCUUGCCUGGACACAGCAUCGUGGUGCAUAUGCGAGCUCAAUACGGCGGCUGGGCCAACCACGUCGAUUUUUGCCGCGUUGCUCUUCACCAAGUUGCCCACGUGCGCGACGAAGUGGAUCAAUUUGAACUCCGCAAGUGGGCAAAGACUGCAUUGCUACGUGUGGACCCGGGACAGCACGUGAUGCCACGUCAACUCGUGCCUUUGAAUCUGGAUAGCAUGAUGGCACUUGUGGUUCAGCUUUUACGAUCUUAUUGUACAGUGAGCUAACCCAUUAUGUCGUAAAAAAUGCCAUCGCGUUCCAGUUAACCAACAAUAGUGCUUGAGCCUCUGCAACACAAACGUUAACGCUAUCCCUUUCAACCACGGCUCAGCAUCAACCGUUAUAUAUAUACUAACUGCCAAGGACCGCCAUCCAACGAAGUUUCAACCGCGGCCACUAUGGAUUAGGAUUGACGGUUACUCCAUCGGC